CCAAUCUUAUCCUCUUCAUCGUUGUCUGAACGAACGGCGGCGCGAGUAUCCAGUCCAGUGAGGGAAAUUGCUUUGGACGGUGCAGCGCCGGCUAGCAAGGGCGAGGGCGGACCGGCAGAGGGAGGGGAGAUGGAGGGGCUGACGUCCAGCGAGAUCUCCGGCUUCGUGGUGGGUGCCCUGCUGCUCGGCGCCACCAUCGCUGCUCCCAAGGUCGAUGGCUUCAUUGCCUCCUCGCAGAGAAGGUCACUAGGUAUGUGCAAGAGGUGUGGUGAUCUUCGGAUUGUAGCAUGCUCGCAGUGCAAAGGAACAGGCUCAGCUCGGAACGGAGGGAUAGGCGUGCUAGAUGAUCUCUACGAGUCUCUUGGAGCUGAAGCCAAGACUGACAAUUUGGUUCCUUGCACAAGGUGCAGAUCCAGAGGUCGUCUCUUGUGUCCAGAGUGCUCUAAGAUCGCAUGAACCUGUAAUCAUGUACUCAGGACCAUCCCUAACGAGUAGUUUGGUCAGGAGUACCAUACACAAAAAGUGAUAUAGAAGUACUCCCUCUGUCUCGUAAAGACUCUAUCCCGUAAAGACUGCAAUUCUAGAGUUCAAAAUUUUCUUCUAAAAUAACUGCAAUUGUACUCCUAGCAUUCUGUGGUUAUCAGCUUGUGGGCCAUGUGGGUUGAUUAAAAAAUCUGACAUGCAUGCAA
Sorghum bicolor (sorghum) is the source of this 689-nucleotide messenger RNA. RefSeq lists its product as uncharacterized. Lineage: Eukaryota; Viridiplantae; Streptophyta; Magnoliopsida; Poales; Poaceae. Bases 130 to 456 code for a protein of 108 amino acids. The record is from RefSeq and is a predicted model, not a curated record. The transcript is spliced from 2 exons.